AUGACGUCAUCCAUGUCUAGAACUCCUUGCAAGAUCCCUGCAAUGAAAGGUUUUGAGCAGAAGAGCUACGUGGGCCUUAAAGCGGCGUUGUAUAACGUGAGAACCUAUCCUUUCGGAAGCACAGAAGUUGCUUGCAGAGCUGUGCUUAUAGUCUCUAAUGGUCUUCGCACGAUACUGGUUGCUUGUCAACUGCAAAGGAGCGACUCUGCAAUUCUAUCAUCAAUAAAUGCUCGUGAGGUGUUUCUAGUGCCGAGUAAACCAGCCGUGCCUCCAAUGCCGAGUAAAACAGCCAAGCCUGUGAUUGAUCAGCCUCUUAUAAGCCGACGUGCACGUCGUAACCGCAAGUCCCCUACUCAGAGAGCUGCCUUUCAAGAAACUAAUAUCUCUCCCGAAAAUUUAAUAUACCCACUCUUUAUUCAUCAAGGUGAGGUAGACAUUCCGAUAAAAACGAUGCCCGGACGUUACAUGCUUGGAUGGAGACACGGCCUCAUCGAAGAAGUUGCAAGGGCACGAGAUGUUGGUGUGAAUAGCAUAGUGUUGUAUCCUAAAGUGCCUGAUGCGUUAAAGUCUCCAACAGGGGAAGAGGCUUUCAAUGACAACGGUCUAGUGCAACGAACAGUUCGUCUUCUCAAAGACAAAUUCCCUGAUCUCGUUAUCUACACUGAUGUCAAUUUUGAUGAAUACUCAUUAAGUGGGCACGGUGGGAUCAUAAGAGAAGAUGGCGUGAUAUUAAAUGAUGAAACAAUUCACCAAUUGCGCAAACAAGCAAUUUCUCAGGCUCGAGCUGGAGCAGAUGUUGUUUGUACCAGUGAGAUGUUGGAUGGUCGUGUUGGCGCCGUUCGUGCAGCUCUAGAUGCUGAGGGCUUUCACCAUGUUUCUAUCAUGUCUUACUCUGUGAAGUAUACAAGUUCACUAUACGGCCGUUUCCGCAAAGUGGAAUUGGACAAAAAAACUUACCAGAUAAACCCGGCAAAUUCAAGAGAGGCAUUGAUCGAAGCACAAGAAGACGAAGCUGAAGGAGCUGAUAUUCUAAUGGUGAAGCCAGCAGUUCCUUCUCUCGAUAUCAUACGCUUACUGAAGGACCAGACACUAUUGCCCGUUGGAGCAUGUCAAGUUUCCGGUGAGUACUCCAUGAUCAAAGCCGCGGGACUUCUCAAGAUGAUCGACGAGGAAAAGGUUAUGAUGGAGUCAUUGAUCUGCCUACGCCGAGCUGGUGCAGAUCUCAUUCUUACCUACUUUGCUCUUCAAGCUGCUACAGUAUUAUGCGGCGAGCAUAGAAAAUUUGUGUUUGAUUGA
Eutrema salsugineum is the source of this 1296-nucleotide messenger RNA. RefSeq names its product probable delta-aminolevulinic acid dehydratase 2, chloroplastic. NCBI's taxonomy places the organism in Eukaryota, Viridiplantae, Streptophyta, Magnoliopsida, Brassicales, Brassicaceae. Gene Ontology annotation, cellular component: cytosol. The record is from RefSeq and is a predicted model, not a curated record. Bases 1 to 1296 code for a protein of 431 amino acids. Gene Ontology annotation, biological process: heme biosynthetic process. The transcript is spliced from 11 exons. Gene Ontology annotation, molecular function: zinc ion binding; porphobilinogen synthase activity.